CUUGCAUUUCUUGUGCUUUUAUGCUAUGUUAAUUGUAUGCGGUAGAAAAAACAACAACCAAACACCCUCUAGACUCUGGACUCUGGAGUUGGUCAUCUUCCCUUGUAAACUAAAUAGAACGACAAGUUUCGGACGGAUCGGCAAUUCGACAUGUAUUAAUAAUAGACAAGGCCCAUUCUCAAAGUAUCCGAAUUCUAAGACCUCAAAACUGAACUCAUCUUCAGCUUUCAGCUUCAGAGUUAGAGAUUGUUUCAGAGAGACAUGAACGAGAACAUGCCGGAGAGCUUUGGCGCAUACAGUAUUGGCAUGGACGAAGCAUAUCGGCCCCUUCCUCCCUUGUACCUGGGUUUCCUAUUAAUCUGGUUCGUUUCGGCAUUCUCGUGGACGCUCAAUACAUGGAAUAGCCGCCAUUUCCAGACAAACAAUCUUCAAUGGACGCUCGCCUCUGUCCCUUUGAUUAAAGUUUUGCAGCUCGCUUUAUCCUUUCUCUUCUGGUAUUCAUGUUUUAAUCUUCAGACUUGCUCACUGUGGAUGUCAUUUGGGGUGUACAUAACUGGAGUGCUCUUCCAGACAGCUUCUUUUGUCUCUUUUUUGCUCAUAUCUCAUGGUUACUGUAUCAUGUCUGAGCGUCUUUCAGUACCUGAACGCCGUACAACAGCUACUCUUGGGUGUAUUUUCUACUUGACUCUUGUUGGUUACAGAGCAUCUGUACCUUACUUCAGAGUCCUCCUGCUGCUCAACUAUUUCAUAUCAUUCUAUGUAAUCUUCUAUCACAUAUCCCAGAAUCUCUUGGUGCUGCGUGAACAAUUGAAUUUUAUAGAGGAUGAGGACAUUCGUGUAAUGCAUGAUGCAGUGCAUGCAAAGUAUACCAUGUUCAAGAAAUUCCAAGGUGCGAUGCAGAUAGUUGCCAUGGCAGAAACUAUGAUAUACAUAAACAUGGAUGACACAUCAGGUAAUUAUUGGCUUCGGGUGUUAGUACGAGAAUGGGCGCAGUUGUGCAUCUUCUUUUACAUUGGGUGGACUUUUAGGUCGCAGGAAUUUUCACCACGUUUCUCUGUUAUGCCUACUCUCAAAUCUAAAGGGGAGAGGAUGGUGCCUCCUAUCUACAGCAUUGAAAUGGAUGCUGAAGCUUUCAAAGAUUUUAGAUCUCAUGAAUGGCACAUUGGGGUGCCAACUUCUUGUCCUCCAGAUAUUGAAAGAUCUGCAGGUUCCUUUGUAGUCAUAGUUCAGCAUCCUCAUGCAUAUCUGGCAGCAUCCAGGGGCCCCACUUCUCCUAGCCAAGCUAUUUUAGAUACUACAGCCACAGAUCUAGAUCGAGAUUCAUGAUUAUAUAGCAAUGAUGGAUACUUCACCUAACAAGAUACAUCUACCUGCAACCAUUCAGUUGCAGAAUGAAUGAUUUUCUUUUCAAUCCUUUAUACAUGUUUUUGCCUGCUGCAGAAAUCUGAUAGCAAGGCCUGCACAGUUAAAAAUUAAAAUCACUGUACCUAUAUGGGCUAGAAUAAAAAGAGCCCACUUUUUUGUCAAUACAUGAAUAUCGACUGUUAAAGCAGAAAUGUAAUGUAUAUUCACCCCCACUCUCUGUGUCAUUCAA
Molecule: messenger RNA, 1594 nt
Organism: Nelumbo nucifera (sacred lotus)
Lineage: Eukaryota; Viridiplantae; Streptophyta; Magnoliopsida; Proteales; Nelumbonaceae
Source: RefSeq, a predicted model, not a curated record